UUUUAUUCCCUUUGAUGCCGAUUGCUCAACGCCAUCGCCGCAGAACCAUGUAAUGGUGGUCAGCAAGAGACGUCUUACAUACACAUGCUUCGUCUGAUAGGAUUAUAAAAGCUCUUGCAUUGUAUCUUGCGUCUCCUGUUGUGUCCGAGCCAUCACAAGUAAAUCUGCAUACUUGCCGAACAUGACGAGUGCUUCUUUACCCACCUCCCUCACCCAGCUACCGCUCAGCGAUGAGGAUCGCCCACGGUACAGCGCAGCCCAGUUGCACGAUUACUUUGCUCGAAUCCAGCUUCCACAAAAAUACCUCGACUCGCCUUUACUGUCCAACAAAUCCUAUUCCAUCACUAAGCAGCACGGACUUCCAUUUCUGCAGGCUUUGACCCGGCAUCACGUCUGCAAUGUGCCUUUCGAGAACUUGGAACUACACUACUCCGCGCACAGGAUCAUUACUCUCGACCCGGCAGAUCUUUACACGAAGAUCGUGACCAACCGGCGCGGUGGGAGAUGUAUGGAGAACAAUACCUUCUUCGGGACCGUUCUCCGUUCCCUUGGCUUUGAAGUUCGCAACUGUGGAGGCCGCGUGUCGCGAGCCAUGAGUCCUUAUCCAGAGGUUCGGCGCAACCAGGCUGCAACAUAUGACGGGUGGAAUCACAUGCUUAACCUUGUUCGAUUUGACGAUCAGUGGUUUGUCGUUGAUGUAGGCAUGGGCAGCAUGGGUCCUAACUUGCCCUACCCGCUACAGGAUGGGUUUGAAACGACUAGCAUUGCGCCACGCAAGAUACGACUACAGUUUCGCGCUAUUGCAGAGUCGUAUGGGGAUCAUUCCAACAAGCUAUGGUGCUACGAUGUUUGCCACGAUCCGGCGGGAGACGAAGAGGACGUCUGGGUGCCGACUUAUUGCUUCACCGAGACGGAGUUCCUGCCUCAGGAUUACGAGAUCAUGUCGUGGUAUACAUCCACCAAUGGGAAGUCCUUCUUUACUAAAUAUGUCACAAGCACGACAAUGAUAAUGGAUGAGGCAAAAGAGAAAAUCGUCGGGAACACCACUCUCUUCAAGGAUACCAUAAGAAAGGCUGUUGGUGGUUCUCGGGAGGUCAUGAAAGAAUGUACUACGGAAGACGAGCGUGUGGACGCUCUGAAAGAUUUUUUUGACAUUGAUUUGACUGAUGAGCAAAGGCAAGGAAUCUCAGGCGAUGUAAAGCUUGGCUGAUAUUUUGGGAUUCUCUUAACACGAAAUCCCCUUUCCGGAAACGUUUUGUAAUAAUGUUCAAGACUAUCUUCUGCUUCAAGGCUCCGAAGCUGCGUCGGCAAGUGACAAAAAUGUAGCCAUUCAGCAGCAGUGUGGCGCCAUCAACAGCCCAACUACAAGUAGUGUACACACUCAACAGAAAG
Messenger RNA from Boeremia exigua, 1392 nucleotides. Its product is annotated as arylamine N-acetyltransferase 1. Lineage: Eukaryota; Fungi; Ascomycota; Dothideomycetes; Pleosporales; Didymellaceae. The transcript has a single exon. The coding region runs from base 182 to 1210 and encodes 342 amino acids. The record is from RefSeq and is a predicted model, not a curated record. Gene Ontology annotation, molecular function: acetyltransferase activity.